Messenger RNA from Metarhizium album ARSEF 1941, 1332 nucleotides. RefSeq names its product LtrA. Lineage: Eukaryota; Fungi; Ascomycota; Sordariomycetes; Hypocreales; Clavicipitaceae. Bases 1 to 1332 code for a protein of 443 amino acids. The transcript has 2 exons. The record is from RefSeq and is a predicted model, not a curated record.
AUGAAUUGCAACCAACUCCAAGAGAGCGCCAAACCUCAGCGAUACGUAGUCAAGCGACCAAAGGCCCUUCAAUGGUUCUACAACGGCCAGGUAUACAAGGAGAGCCACGAGGAGAGACAGGCAGGCCGAUUCGAACUGUUCCUCGAUCUGCUGUACGUCGCCAUUGUCGCCAAUUUUAGCGACGAUCUUGCCGAGUCCCCAAAUGGCGCCCAUCUCGCCAAGUACAUUCUCAUUUUCGCCCCGGCAUGGCACAUUUGGGCUGAUCUGCGAGAGAUCAUGAAUUCCUACUAUACGGACGAUCUGCUGCAGCGGCUUGUCAUUCUCUGGGUCAUGGCCCUCCUGGUCCUCUACGCCAACAACGCAAGGGAGGCAAACGUCGACAUCGCCGCCAUGCGGACGACCGCGGCUGCCUACGUAGUCGCUCGGUUUUCCACCAUGUGCGUGUUUGUCAUCAGCUCCUUUGCCAGCUACCAACAUCGUGCCCAAGCCCGCAUCCUCGCAGGUUUCAUGUGCGUUGGCCUGUUCAUUACCAUCCCACUCUUCUUCGAAUCCGUGAGCAUCCGUGGGAAAGCUGCCGUCGUGGCCGUCAUGAUUGCCUAUCAGGAGGCGACGUGGUCCAUUACUCUCAGUCCUUGGAUCAAGCGCCGCCUCAAGCUUACAUACAGCACUGCCGUUGACAUUGCCCACGAGAUUGACCGCAUGGCCGCCUUCUUCAUCAUCAUCCUCGGCGAGUUCAUGUACAGCGUCAUUGUCGGCGACCCGGCCGGCAUUGGUCUGACAGCAGGCUACGCAAAAGCCGUGUGCACUCUGGUCAUUGCCUUUUGCAUCAACUGGAUCUACGUCAGCGGCGACGGCAGUCUACAGGCCACGCAUCCAAUCCGCCGGUCUGCUUGGACGGCGUUUGGCUUUUUCCUGCUGCACUUGCCGCUGUCGGCGUCAUUUCUGAUCGGCGGUCACAUUUGCGCCGUCAGCACGAGGUUGCACGAAUUCGAACAGGGGCAGCGCUGGCUGCUCGGUGGCGGACUGGGUGUGGGCUUGUUUUGUCUCUGGAUCUACGCGCAGCUGUUUCGCACGCAUGACGAAGACUGUCUGAUGCUGCCCAAGCAGGCUCGCAUAGGUAUGCGCCUGCUCAUAGCUGUGAUGCUCGUCGUCCUCCCAGAGACGCACGGUCACUUGACGGCCACGGAGUUUAUGCUGGUUUUCAUGUCAUUAUUCGCGAUCCUGACUGUCUGGGAAACAAUUGGCGGCUUGAUGAAGGGUGCCCGUCUCUUUGAGCCGUGGACCGACAGGCAUGCGCCUGCGGAGGGAGACUCCAGCGAGGCAUUGACCUAG